CAUUGCACAAAACUAUUUCUGAUAGUAUAACUCAAAAAAUAGAGAAAAAGAAACAAGAAAUUAAUGUUAUGAUCAUUAAUUAUUAUCAGCACCUUUUCAAAAAAUUAAAAUGAUUCGUUCUAAAUUCACACCUGCGGCACUGGGCUUUCUACAAUAUUUUUUGACCUACAGAAUCGUAAAAUACACAACAAAAACUUUUCCACGAUUUAAGUUUCAACAUUCCAGAGUUUUCAUGAUGUCUGCAAGCUUAUUAUUUUUGUGGCCUGUAAAGAAGUCUACCAUUCAAAAACCAUUGAAAAGUAAAAUUGAUUUAACUCCUGUGCUGAAUACUGCUGAUAAUUUAUUUGAAAGUGGACACUACGAAGAAUGCUACAAUUUACUUUCUGGUUGUAAGGAGUCUGAUGUGGAAAUAAGUUGGAGAGUAUGCCGUGUCCUCUACAACAUGUCCAAAGAAUCUAAGUAUGACAAAACAUAUAAAAGAGACCUUAUUUUAAAAGCUUUUGAAAUAAUAUCAAAAGAAAUUUUAAAACACUAUGAUCAUUUUGCUGUUCAAAAAUGGUAUGCAUUGAUUUUGGAUGCCAAAAGUUCAAAUGAUGGUAUCAAAGAAAGAAUAAAACAGCUAGAAAAUAUUAAGAAACAUAUGGAUCUUGCAGUAACAUUGAAUCCAAAUGAUGCAACAACUUGGCACAUGUUAGGUGAAUGGUGCUAUCAAGUGAGUGAACUGCCUUGGCAUCAAAGGAAGAUUGCAGAAGCUUUAUUUGGUUCUCCACCGCAAUCCACAUAUGAAGAUGCUUUGGAAUAUUUUUUAAGAGCUGAGGCUGCACAGCCUCGUUUCUACAGCAUUAACCUUUUAAGGCUUGGCAGCUGUUAUCUAAAAUUAAAGAAAGAAGAUCAGGCUAAAUACUAUCUAAAAUUAGCAGCCAGUUAUCCAGCCAAGUCAAAUGAUGAUCACCUUGCAAAUAAAGAAGCAGCAGAAUUACUUAAUAAGUUAAAAUGACUGAAAAGAUCAAUGUCACAAAUUACUACUUAGUAUGGUGAAAUAUGGAUUAGAAUUUAUAUUUUUAUAACCAGUUUUGACAUGGCCAUCUUUAUCCCUUUUACAGAUUUACAAUGUAUUACUUGUAUAGCUUUACCCAGAAAUGACAAAUUAAUUUAUUGCAUUACUAUGACACAUGUUGUCUCAUUCUAUUUGCUUUGUUAAAAUAGGGUUUAUGUUUGACUUAUAUGAGUGAGGUCAAUAGUGUAAGAAAAUAGACAACCCACAUUUAAGGUGGAUUUUUCCAACAAGGAUUAAAGUUCACUCUAAAAACACUAUGUCCAAAAGGAUCAACAAUUGCUGUUCUGGUAUGUCCAUACUUACCCUUUUUGUUUUAAUUUAAGUACUUAUCAUAUUAAUAUUCUAUAAAAUACAGUCCUUGUAUGCUUGUGUUUCAUUUUCAUUACCUAUCUAUUUUAAUGGCUGCUAAGCUUUUAAAACUGUAAAAGGCUCAGUUUUAUGGUAAAAUACCAACGAUAUUAAAUACCCGUAUUUAAUGUACGGUAAUAAAUAUUGUUGGGAAAAACCAAUAAAAAUAUGGUGAUUUCUAGUAUGAGCAGCUGUAAGCCCCAGAGACUACUUAGAUACUACCACUCAGUGCAAAGAAAACAAAACUUGUUUAAAACGCGAUCUCCAUUACCAAUUUUAAGGGCCAAAUGAAGAGGCGUAGCCCCUGGCUAGGGUAAGCAAUCGGGGUCCGGGCUUGGGAGGUCCGGAUCCUGCAUUGCACAACAGGGGCCUGUUGAUGGUUAGGGAUGCCUCGGGGCAUCCCCAUGAUGGGUGGGUCUCGAGUCGGACACUCACUGGUGAGAUCGCGGAAGUAUCCGGCCAUUAUAGACACACUAUAGACAUAUACGGGCCCGGUAGGCCCGUCGGUAAGGUGAGGGGCAUCGUCAGAUUUUUAGUGGGUAGAACCCCCCCCCCCCUCCC
Molecule: messenger RNA, 1966 nt
Organism: Chilo suppressalis (striped riceborer)
Lineage: Eukaryota; Metazoa; Arthropoda; Insecta; Lepidoptera; Crambidae
Source: the annotation of a GenBank genome assembly